CACAAUUCGCUUGUGAUUUCACACUAUUGGCGCGUUUUUUUUUUGGUGGCAGCACUCACGAAUUUCGAACGAUACUUAAAAAAAAAAAAUAUUUUGUUUUAACGGCAAUUCACAUUACAUGCUUAUGUAAAGCACAUCGUUGUUGUAUUCGUUCAAAGUCAUUGUUUGCAAUUUUCAAUCUUCUAUUUGCAUAAUUUUAUAAACAUUCUAGUGUAUUUUUAAGAAUUUUAUUUUUAUAUUGCUAAUUUAAUACGGAACAAUCGAAUUGUUUUUGUGAAUUGUGAAAUAGGUAAAAAAUAGGAAAAAUGUCAAAUGAUCGUGUAUCUUAUAUGUAUCAACGUGAUCCGAGUAUUGAUCGACGUUAUCGUCCAAAACCCCGAAAAAUCCGUGAUUUGUUCAAAGAGAUAACGGAAGAAGAAGACACAGAAAAUGUAGCACCGAAUGGCAGCAAUUCGAUGUCAAGUGCUUGCUCACAGAAUAGUUCGGACACGAUCGACACAACGGCAUCGGUGUUUUUGCGAUUACGACCGAUAAAAAAAGCAUGCAAACACUAUGAAGCCGAGAACAAUCUGUUAAAAGUGCUUCCGAUUGAAAUGGCCACCAGUAAUAAUAAAGAUAUGGCUGAAAAACACUUUGAAUUCUCAAAAAUAUUCCACAAUAAUGCUACGCAAUUGGAUAUUUACAAUCAAUCCGUGCAUGUAUCCAUUCAAAAUGAAGAGAAUCUCACGAUAUUGACGUAUGGGACAAGUGGUUCAGGAAAAACGUACACGAUGUACGGCACAGAAUCAGAUGCUGGUAUUGUUCAACGUGCCAUUGCUCACAUUUUCUCAAUGGACCAACAAAUCAUUUGCCCGACGCCAGCGGCCAAAAUUGACAAGGGCAAUUUUUUAUUGGUUUCCGAGGAAAAUAUCAAAGAUGAACUGAACUUUAAAUCACAAUUUGUGAAAAAUGAAAACGCAUUGAAGAAUAAACAGAUGCUGAAGCAAAUUUGCGAUGAACAUGAAUUCCAGCUGGUGGAAAACCCAGUGUGGCAGUUUGUUUUUGUAUGGAUUUCAUUUGCUGAAAUUUACAAUGAAAAUGUGUACGAUUUGUUGAAACCGAAUGCAGGAGGUACAGUGACAAAGCGUAAAAAUCUGAAGAUUAUAUCCAACGAUGGCAAUUCAUACAUCAAAGAUUUGGCAUCCGUUCAUGUAGCAUCGGCCACCGAAGCAUUUGAUGUGAUUCAAGCCGGCCUACAGCAAGUCAACUAUGCAUCGACUAAUAUAAAUGCGAACUCAAGUCGGUCGCAUUGUAUACUCAUCGUGAAUGUGAUUCAUUUCUCGUAUCCUGAUCGAUAUUCGACGUCUACGUACAAGUUUUGUGAUUUAGCUGGAUCGGAGCGGUUAAAGAAGACCGAAAAUGUUGGCGAUCGACUGAAGGAAGCGCAACGUAUCAACACAUCAUUAAUGGUUUUGGGCCGUUGUUUCGACCUCAUGUUCCAUAAUCAACAGUCCAAGGGAUCAAAGGAAGUGGUGCCAUUCCGCGAAUCAAAAUUAACAAUGCUCCUACAGAAAUCGCUUAUGGGUCACGAAAAGAUUACCACGAUCGUAACCAUGGCACCGAAAAUUGAUUUCAUGGAAGAAAAUCUACACGUACUGAAUUUUGCAUCAAUCGCACAACAAAUUGUCUACAAGCAGCCCAAGCAAGAGUCAAGAGACCGCCGAACUGCACGAAGCACACGAUUCUCGUGGUUCAUGAAUAGCAUUGGUCAACGAAAUGAUAGCGACUGGAACGAUCUUUUCGAAGAGAACCAACGUUUAGAAAACGAAAACAUGGAUCUUCGAUAUGAAAAUGAGCAGCUAGUUGAACAAUUAGAUGGAUUAAAAGCUGUACUAAUGGAAGCUAAGAAGGAAGAACAGGAAUUAAGAAAUCAACUGGUUGAAGAACGUGAACAAAUGGUCAAUAAUGCAAAUAAAAAAGCUGCGAAACGUCUGGCAUACGAACAGUCAAAGGCUCAGAAAGUGAUAGAUGAACUUAAGCAAGAACUCAAUUUACUGCGACAGAAGCAAGCGACACAAAGCGAUGAAGAUGAAUCAGAUGACGACGAUAAGGAAGAGGUGGAGAUCGAUUCAAGUUUGGAUGAACAAGAACCAGCUGAUAGCACUAUCCCAUUUGAAGACCUGGAACAUCAUGGUGCUGAUGGCGAAUCAUUUGAAAAAAAACGUCGCCUAAGCUCUCCAUACAAAUGAUCGAUCACCGAAGAUCACGAUUUCUUAGUCAUGGAACACAUUUGGUUUCUUACAAAACAAAACAUCCUACAUUAAAAGAAUAAAUUACAUUCAUAGUUCA
Sitodiplosis mosellana (orange wheat blossom midge) is the source of this 2328-nucleotide messenger RNA. RefSeq names its product kinesin-like protein subito (gene sub). Gene Ontology annotation, biological process: microtubule-based movement. Gene Ontology annotation, molecular function: microtubule binding; ATP hydrolysis activity; microtubule motor activity. The record is from RefSeq and is a predicted model, not a curated record. Gene Ontology annotation, cellular component: microtubule; kinesin complex; nucleus. Lineage: Eukaryota; Metazoa; Arthropoda; Insecta; Diptera; Cecidomyiidae. The coding region runs from base 306 to 2228 and encodes 640 amino acids. The transcript has 5 exons.